AUGGAGAGUGGUUCCAACAGCACUUCUUGUCCAAUGGCUUUUGCCGGGGAUAAUAGUGAUGGAGGGCUCAACCCUUGCUCUUCUUCCUCUUCUCCAGCCUCUGUCAAGGCAAAGAUCAUGGCUCAUCCUCACUACCACCGCCUCUUGGCUGCUUAUGUCAAUUGUCAGAAGGUCGGAGCACCACCGGAAGUGGCGGCGAGGCUAGAGGAGGCCUACUCGUCUGCGGCGGCGGCUGCAGCUUCGAUGGGACCCACAGGGUGUUUAGGUGAAGAUCCAGGGCUUGAUCAAUUCAUGGAAGCAUACUGUGAAAUGCUCGUUAAGUAUGAGCAAGAGCUCUCUAAACCCUACAAGGAAGCUAUGGUCUUUCUUCAACGCGUCGAGUGUUAUGGAGAGACGGCCAUUGAUAGGAACAACAAUGGGUCAUCUGAGGAAGAAGUCGAUAUGAACAACGAAUUUAUAGAUCCGCAGGCUGAGGAUAGGGAGCUUAAAGGACAGCUCUUGCGCAAGUACAGUGGUUACUUAGGUAGCCUCAAGCAAGAGUUUAUGAAGAAGAGAAAGAAAGGAAAGCUCCCUAAAGAAGCUCGCCAACAACUGCUUGAUUGGUGGAGCCGACACUACAAAUGGCCUUACCCUUCGGAGCAACAGAAGCUGGCGCUGGCGGAAUCAACCGGGCUGGACCAGAAACAGAUAAACAAUUGGUUCAUAAACCAGAGGAAAAGGCAUUGGAAGCCAUCAGAGGAUAUGCAGUUUGUGGUAAUGGACGCAACACAUCCUCACCAUUACUUCAUGGACAAUGUCUUGGGCAAUCCUUUCCCCAUUGAUCACAUCUCCUCCAGCAUGCUUUGA
Arabis nemorensis is the source of this 846-nucleotide messenger RNA. The record is from the annotation of a GenBank genome assembly. NCBI's taxonomy places the organism in Eukaryota, Viridiplantae, Streptophyta, Magnoliopsida, Brassicales, Brassicaceae.